GAAGCAUUGUUAUCUUCUCUCUCUCUCGCUUCAUGAUACCUCUGUCUUUCUAUACCUCUGUCUUUCUAUAUAUACACACGCGUGUGCCCAACACUAUCAGAAAAAUCAAGUCACGUCUUAGAGAGAGAAAUAAUGGGAGAGAAGAAGAGGGAGCAGAGACUCGAAGAGGCAGCCAUUAAAGGGGAAACAGCCUCACUGACGGAAAUACUUGGCGAAGAUCCGCUGAUUCUUCGACGAGUAAUGGUGGGUGGUUCCGUCCACACUCCUCUCCACGUGGCCGCGAACUGGGGGCCCCCGGUAUUUGUCCGGAAGCUGUUGGAUAACAACAAGGCACUCGCCGGAGUGCUGGACGAGCGGCGGCAGUCGGCCCUCCACCUGGCGGCGGCCAACGGACACCACGAGAUUGUGGGAGUUUUAGUGGAAGCUAACGCCAACAUGUGCUUUACUCCGGACGGCGAUGGCAGAAAUCCUCUGCACCUGGCGGCCGUGGAGGGGCACGACUCCGUAUUGAGGGUGUUCUUUGACCAGUAUCCACAUUGGAUUCAUAUGUUGCUCAAAGCCAUAGAUGGCGGCGGCAACACCAUCCUUCAUCUGGCUGUCAUGAACAAGAAAUUUCAGACCGCGAAAUUGUUGCUUAAGCAAAUAAAAGAUCAAGUGAAAACGAAGAACAUACAACCAAGAGACAAUCACGUAAACAUGAUAAACAAAUGUGGGUGCACCGCUUUGGAUAUUAUGAAAGAAUUCAAAUCUUCCGACAAACAAGAUUUUAAAGAUGUCAAGAAGAAGUUUAGAGAAGCUGAUGCCUUGAAAGCCGAAAAAGUCAAUCAGAUUGAAGGGCUAUACAAGAGGCAUGCUACGUUGAUGGUGGCGGCGUCGCUUAUCGCAACCGUGGCUUUCCAAGCCGGGGUGACCCCUCCUGGUGGUGUCUGGCAAGACAAUGCGCCCAACAAUUCAACAAACACCACCCAUACAGCUGGAGAAGCUGUGCUGGCUCAUAACUACCCAGAUAUAUAUGCACGGUUCUUUCAUGCCAACACAAUAGGACUUGUGUCAUCACUAAGCAUAAUUUUGUUUCUAUUGACUGGAUUGCCCUUCAAGAAAAAGUUGUUUACGCGGAUCAUGGUGCUGGUCAUGUGCCUCACAGUUACAUCCAUGGCACUUACAUACGCUUAUUCAAUCAUCGCGAUCACCCCGGAAGAGGCAAUAUUGGAUACUGUCAGCCAUUCCAUUUCUGUAGGGGUAAAAGUUUGGUGCGGGGUGAUCUGUGUUAUUGUGGUAAUUCACACCAUUCCCUUUCUGAGCAGGUGGUGUAAGGUCAUCUGGGAUAUAAUACGGCCACUGAUGAAGAAGUUCAUGGAAUUCAUCUCACUGAGGGCAACUGGGAUAUAAUACGGCCACUGAUGGAGAAGUUCAUGAAAUUCAUCUCACCUUCAAGUAACCAACGCCUACCAACUUCAUCUAAUGGGAAUGAACCCCAACCCCCUGCAGCUUAAUGGGAACGGGAACACAGUUUGAUCUAUAAUUAGCCUUAUCCGUGAGUUUGACUUAGUGAAAGGAAGAUGGCAUAAUUGAUGGACUGAGCAGAGAUCUCUUAUAGAAUGUGUUAAAUGUACUAUUGCCUUCUAGUUCCUUUUUAUGGAAAUUGAAUAAUUUCUUCCAAGUCGAAUCACGUUAUAUUUGUUGCUCUAUUGUUCAGGAACUUGGUGUUUGGCUGUAGGAGCAUCUCCAAUGGAGCACUAAAUUAG
Messenger RNA from Diospyros lotus (date-plum), 1745 nucleotides. RefSeq names its product ankyrin repeat-containing protein At5g02620-like. Gene Ontology annotation, molecular function: protein phosphatase regulator activity; protein phosphatase 1 binding. Lineage: Eukaryota; Viridiplantae; Streptophyta; Magnoliopsida; Ericales; Ebenaceae. The transcript is spliced from 2 exons. The record is from RefSeq and is a predicted model, not a curated record. The coding region runs from base 133 to 1389 and encodes 418 amino acids. Gene Ontology annotation, cellular component: plasma membrane.